CGCGGCGGCGGCGGCGGCGACGGUCCAGAGGCCGACGUGGACGAGCUGCUGCUGGCAUCCGCCAGCCACUUCCUCGGCUCGCACUCGCUGCAGAUCAGCGUGCCACAGGCGCUGCGGGCGGCCGUCCGGGCGGCGGCGAACCUCACUGGCGACGACGGCGGCCUCGCCAGAGGCGACAUCGACGAAGGAGGCGAUCAGCAGACCGAGGAAGGGAGGAGGAGAAAUGGCUACAACAGGAAGCGGUACAGUAGCUUCAUGUUGAUGGCGAUGCUGAUGAAGGGCGGCCUGCUGGCCAUCGCCUACAAGGGCGUGGCCAUCCUAGCCGCCAAGGCGCUCCUCGUGGCCAAGAUCGCGUUGGUCAUCUCCACGCUGGUGGCGCUCAAGAAGCUGGUGGCCGGCGGCGGCGACGAGAAGGUCACCUACGAGAUCGUCAAGACGCCGCACGUGUCGCACGCUUUCGCACACUCCGGCGGAUACGACCACCCGGGCCACUACGACAGGAGCACUGGAGGCAGCGGGCCCUAUCGACGCAGCGUCGACUUGCCGUACCACGCCUACCAGCCCAUUCCCUUGCACCAGCAAGAUGGUGCAGCUGCCGCAGCUUGAAUCUCUCGCGUUUAUAUUCCCUCUUACAACUACUUCUUUACACGAUCUUCAACCAUGAAUGCCAAAAAUAGGUCACCAGACGUACAUAUCCGUAACACCAGCAAUUUGAAAACAUUAGUCGAAAACACGCUAUUAACUCACGAUUUGCCUGAGAUAUAUUUUCCGUGUUGUAUAUUCGGCAAUGAGUAAUUGGGGGUCGACUAGAGUUCACUGAAUUAGAAAGAACAUUCAGGCAUUUCAAACUGAAACACAUAAUAUACAAAUAAUCAAUUGGACUCCAUGUA
Messenger RNA from Schistocerca nitens (vagrant locust), 890 nucleotides. RefSeq lists its product as uncharacterized. NCBI's taxonomy places the organism in Eukaryota, Metazoa, Arthropoda, Insecta, Orthoptera, Acrididae. The transcript has 2 exons. The annotation marks the transcript as partial. The record is from RefSeq and is a predicted model, not a curated record.